Molecule: messenger RNA, 2785 nt
Organism: Malania oleifera
Lineage: Eukaryota; Viridiplantae; Streptophyta; Magnoliopsida; Santalales; Ximeniaceae
Product: G-type lectin S-receptor-like serine/threonine-protein kinase At2g19130
Exons: 1
Coding region: 1-2481 (826 amino acids)
Biological process (GO): protein phosphorylation; recognition of pollen
Molecular function (GO): protein serine/threonine kinase activity; ATP binding
Source: RefSeq, a predicted model, not a curated record
AUGGGUGACGAAAGUAUAUCCUGCUUCAUGCUUUAUGUUCUCCUGCUCUGCACAUCUCUGAAGACCCAUUUCUCUUUGGGAGCCAAUGACAUUUAUCUUGGCAACUCAUUGUCUGGCGACCAGACCAUAGUCUCAACUGGUGGAGAAUUUGAGCUGGGCUUCUUCAAUCCAGGUAAUUCUUCAAACUUCUAUAUAGGCAUCUGGUACAAGAAAAUUUCUUUACAGACUGUAGUAUGGGUGGCAAACAGAGACAAGCCUCUCUUUGAUAAAUACUCCUCGGAGCUGAGGAUCUUGGAUGGUAAUUUAGUUCUUUUAAAUGGGUCUAAAAACCAAGUAUGGUCUACAAAUUUAGAUUCCAAUACUUCAAAUUCUACUGAAGCGGUUCUUUUGGAUAACGGAAAUUUUGUUCUGAGAGAUGGGCCAAAUUCGUCUACAACAAUAUGGCAAAGCUUCCAUUUCCCGACAGAUACAUGGCUUCCAGGUUCGAAGCUUGGACUGGAUAAGCGCAACAAUAGGACACAGCUCCUUACUUCGUGGAAAAAUUCGAAUGAUCCUGGUACUGGAAUCUUCACUCUUGAACAUGACCCGGAUGCGUCAGAUCAGUAUAUAAUAGUGCGGAAUAUGACCAAGCAGUAUUGGACCAGUGGGGAGUGGAAUGGGCAUUUUUUCAGUUUGAUUCCUGAAAUGAGAUCGAAUUUUAUAUACAAUUCAAUACAAUUUAACUACAGCUACGUAACGAAUGAAAAUGAGAGCUAUUUUACAUAUUCAUACCCUAAUACUUCCAUUAAAUCAAGAACUGUUAUGGAUUUAUCUGGGCAGGCCAAGCAAUUGUCCUGGUUGGAGACCACGCAGCAGUGGUAUCUGUUUUGGUCCCAGCCUCGACAGCAAUGUGCAGUGUAUGCUCUUUGCGGGCCAUUUGGUAUUUGUGAUGAGAACAUUGAUAAAUUAUGUGGCUGCCUGCCGGGCUUUGUCCCAAGCUCCCAGAAGAAUUGGAAUUUGAGUGAUUGGUCCGAAGGUUGUAAAAGAAAUGCCAAUUUGCAGUGCGGUAAUAAUGCCUCUAAUAGCCGAAAAGACCAGUUUUUGCCUAGGCCUAAUGUGAGGUUGCCCGUGAAUCCACAGGAAUUGCAGGCAAAAAGUUUCGAAGAAUGUGAAUUGGCAUGCCUGAGCAACUGCUCUUGCACUGCCUACGCCUAUCACAAUGGUGGGUGCUCCAUCUGGAUGGAAGACUUGUUUAAUCUGCAGCAAUUUCCAAAAGAUGACAAUAAUGGAAAAACUCUCUUUGUUAGAGUUGCCCCAUCUGAAUUCCCUGCUCACAGUGGAAGUAAGGAAGAAGUUGCCAGUAUAGUUGUGGGUUCGGCUGCAGUUGUAUUGGCUCUCUUCAGUCUUGUUUUGGUCUUGUGCCUUUGGAGGAGGAGAUCGGUCAGAUCAACAAAAGACGUAGAGGGGUCAUUGCUGGUAUUUCGGUACACGGACCUGCUAGCUGCGACAAAAAAUUUCUCGGAAAAAUUGGGGGGAGGAGGUUACGGCUCUGUUUUCAAAGGGAUAAUGCCUGAUUUUACUGUUGUAGCUGUGAAGAAGCUUGAAAGCAUCAACCAAGGAGAGAAGCAAUUCCGAACAGAAGUCAGCACAAUUGGGACCAUCCAACAUAUUAAUCUAAUUCGGCUUCGGGGAUUUUGCUCUGAAGGCACUAAGAAGUUGUUGGUCUAUGACUACAUGCCAAAUGGGUCACUAGAUUCUCAUCUCUUUCAUAAGAAAGAUUCAUCCAAAGCGUUGGGCUGGAACAUAAGGUUCCAGAUUGCAGUGGGGACAGCAAGAGGACUGCUUUAUCUGCACGAGAAGUGCAGGAACUGCAUAUUACACUGCGACAUAAAGCCUGAAAACAUUCUUUUAGAUGCUGGGUUCUAUCCUAAAGUGGCAGAUUUUGGCCUUGCAAAGCUUGUUGGUCGGGAGUUCAGCCGUGUCUUGACGACUAUUAGAGGCACGAGAGGCUAUCUUGCGCCAGAAUGGUUUUCAGGUGUGGCAAUUACAGCCAAGGCCGAUGUUUACAGUUAUGGAAUGAUGCUUUUCGAACUGAUAUCUGGAAGACGAAACACUCAGCCACUCGAAAAUGGAAAUCACAAGUUCUUCCCCCUUUUGGCUGCAACCAAAAUAGCUGAAGGCAACGACAUCCUUAGCCUACUAGACCAUAAGUUGGAUGGAAAAGUAUAUGCAGAAGAGCUAGAAAGAGUUCUUAAAGUCGCUUGCUGGUGCAUCCAAGAUGAUGAAACUCAUAGGCCAUCGAUGAGUCAGGUGGUUCAAAUUCUUGAAGGGAUUUUGGAUGUUGAGCAACCAAAGAUCCCAAGAUCUCUCCAAAUGCUUGUCGAGAACUCAGAGCACAUAGAUUUCUUUGCCGAGUCAUCUUCAAGCCAAGGUGUGCAAGAAAGUUGCGAUGCCUCAGCUGCUUCCUCUUACGCCAAGUACGUCACUGGCAUUGAGUUUUGAAGAACGACACUUGAAAAUGUGCACCACCUUGGAAUUUGGUCAAAGUUCAUAAUUCUUGUUUUUCUAUCAGUGGGCGACGAUUUGCUCUUUCUGUGUAAUAAGUUUAAUGCUUUUGUGUUUUACUUUUUGUUAUAUUAGUUUGUAUUUAGGGUCCGUAAAAUUACGGUUUUGUCCCUAGGUAUUUGUAUAUAUAUUCACUGUUUUGUUUCCUAUUAACAAUAAUAAUGAAAAUUGUAUUUUUCAUUUCUUGAUAUGGUAUUAGAACCAAAUCGUGGCGGGAGCCUGCACGCGUUUUGAUUCUUUU